Molecule: messenger RNA, 1065 nt
Organism: Panthera uncia (snow leopard)
Lineage: Eukaryota; Metazoa; Chordata; Mammalia; Carnivora; Felidae
Product: homeobox protein SIX3
Exons: 3
Coding region: 1-1065 (354 amino acids)
Biological process (GO): brain development; regulation of transcription by RNA polymerase II; eye development
Cellular component (GO): transcription regulator complex; nucleus
Molecular function (GO): DNA-binding transcription factor activity, RNA polymerase II-specific; RNA polymerase II cis-regulatory region sequence-specific DNA binding
Source: RefSeq, a predicted model, not a curated record
AUGAAUAUUUAUCCGCCGCUGCUUCCUGCUCCCGGCUUCCCUUACCUUUCCGCAGGUCAGUCCAUGGUAUUCCGCUCCCCCCUAGACCUCUAUUCCUCCCACUUCUUGUUGCCAAACUUCGCCGAUCCUCAUCACCGCUCCCUACUUCUGGCGAGUAGCGGCGGCGGGAACGGUGCGGGCGGCGGCGGCGGCGGCGGCGGCGCGGGCGGCGGCGGGAACUGUGCGGGAGGCGGCGGUGCUGGCGGAGCAGGCGGCGGCGGCAGCGGCGGCGGCUCCAGGGCCCCCCCGGAAGAGUUGUCCAUGUUCCAGCUGCCCACCCUCAACUUCUCGCCGGAGCAGGUGGCCAGCGUCUGCGAGACGCUGGAGGAGACGGGCGACAUCGAGCGGCUGGGCCGCUUCCUCUGGUCGCUGCCCGUGGCCCCCGGGGCGUGCGAGGCCAUCAACAAGCACGAGUCGAUCCUGCGCGCGCGCGCCGUGGUCGCCUUCCACACGGGCAACUUCCGCGACCUCUACCACAUCCUGGAGAACCACAAGUUCACCAAGGAGUCUCACGGCAAGCUGCAGGCCAUGUGGCUCGAGGCGCACUACCAGGAGGCCGAGAAGCUGCGCGGCCGCCCGCUCGGCCCGGUGGACAAGUACCGCGUGCGCAAGAAGUUCCCGCUGCCGCGCACCAUCUGGGACGGCGAGCAGAAGACGCAUUGCUUCAAGGAGCGGACUCGGAGCCUGCUGAGGGAGUGGUACCUGCAGGACCCCUACCCCAACCCCAGCAAGAAACGCGAACUGGCGCAGGCCACCGGCCUCACUCCCACACAAGUAGGCAACUGGUUUAAGAACCGGAGGCAGCGCGACCGCGCCGCGGCGGCCAAGAACAGGCUCCAACACCAGGCCAUCGGACCGAGCGGCAUGCGUUCGCUGGCCGAGCCCGGCUGCCCUACGCACGGCUCGGCAGAGUCGCCGUCUACGGCGGCCAGCCCCACCACCAGCGUGUCCAGCCUGACGGAGCGCGCGGACACCGGCACCUCCAUCCUCUCGGUAACCUCCAGCGACUCGGAAUGUGAUGUAUGA